Messenger RNA from Ilex paraguariensis (yerba mate), 213 nucleotides. The record is from the annotation of a GenBank genome assembly. NCBI's taxonomy places the organism in Eukaryota, Viridiplantae, Streptophyta, Magnoliopsida, Aquifoliales, Aquifoliaceae.
AUGGUUGCCCAAUAUGAUGAGGUUAACUACGGUAACUUUAUGCAUGGUCUGGUGAAGGAAAACAUCCAACUGAACCGGAAGGUUCUGUCAGAACUGUCUAUGCAUGAACCAUAUAGCUUCAAGGCCCUGGUUGACAUCUCUCGCAAUGCUUUUCCUGGAAACAAGCAGGCAGUGGUACCUCCCAAAAAGGAGGGUCUUUCAAUUCUUGUGUAA